CCGCGAUUUCUUAGCCCUCGAUCUCUCAAAACUCCAGUCGCCCAAUCAACUCAACCGAUCUAACAAUUUAUGACUGCGCAAUCUAUCUUCCUCUCUCAGCCUCUCGUAUCACCGAUUCAUGCAAAUUAUAGUUGCCUAGUCAGUAUACUGUCGGUAUAGAGUCUAUCAUUUGAUCGCACGAUAUAUUCAUCUUUUCUACCAUUGCAGUGACCAUUGCCAUUUAUCAAUUUAAUAAUCCGCAUUAUCAAUUUCCAGGUCCCAGCUGGGUCCAAGCUGCCACCAUGGUGAAAGACGCCACCACCGGUGGUAUAUACAGUGCGACAUAUAGUGGUGUCCCCGUAUACGAGUACCAAUUUGGAGGGGAUACGAAGGAACAUGUUAUGCGCCGCCGACAAGACGACUGGGUCAACGCAACGCAUAUCCUCAAGGCUGCUGGUUUCGAUAAACCUGCACGAACCCGAAUUCUCGAGCGUGAGGUACAGAAGGACGUUCAUGAGAAGAUUCAAGGUGGCUACGGCAAAUACCAGGGCACAUGGAUCCCCUUAGAUGUUGGCGAACAGCUCGCUCACCGUAACAAUGUAUAUGAACGACUUCGACCAAUAUUCGAAUUUACUCCGGGGAAUCAAAGUCCCCCUCCCGCACCCCGCCAUGCGAGCAAGCCCAAGGCUCCCAGAAAGCCUGCUGUUCCGAAAUGGGGCCCUCCUCCACCCCCGGAUGUCGAAAGCGCCAGCCAACAGUUAAACGAGGAUGACACCCCUGAUAAUGCCACUGUCGCUUCCGCCUCGUACAUGGCCGAGGACGAUCACCAUGAUCUGUCGCAUUUCUCCACCGGGCACCGCAAGAGAAAGCGGGACGAACCUGCUCAUGACUAUACAGAGCAGCAUCAUGCUCUUUACAGUGAUGAGCUGUUAGACUACUUUCUUCUAGCUCGCCAAGAUGUGCCGACAUAUCGCCCCGAGCCACCCCCUAACUUCCAGCCUGAUUGGAUGAUCGACAUGGAGAAGCACACUGCCCUCCACUGGGCCAGUGCCAUGGGUGACCUAGAGCUUGUUAAGCAACUGAAGAGAUUCAAUGCCACCUUAGGAGUGCAAAAUUCCAGGGGCGAGACGCCUUUCAUGCGCUCGGUUAACUUCACCAACUGCUUCGAUAAGCAAACAUUCCCUGCCAUCAUGAAGGAGUUAUGGGACACCGUCGAUGCCCGUGAUAAUACAGGCUCUACCGUCAUUCAUCAUGCUGCCAUCAUGAAGAGUGGCCGGAUCACAAGUACAACAAUUUGUCGAUACUAUCUCGACAACAUCUUAAAUAAACUUCUGGAAACUCAUGACCCGAAUUUUGUUCAGCAUCUCAUCGAUGCUCAAGAUCAUGCUGGCAACACGGCACUACAUCUUGCGGCUAAGACAAAUGCUCGCAAGUGUAUACGAGCUCUCCUUGGCCGAGGCGCUUCUACCGACAUCCCCAACGCUGAAGGAAUCCGAGCAGAAGAUCUAAUCAAGGAAUUGAACGCCACUAAGAACCCCAAGGAGCGCGUCCCCCAACGAUCGUCUUCCCCUUUUGCUCCUGAUUCUCAACGGCACGUCUCCUUCCGUGACGCUCUUACGGAGUCCGUCACCAAGCUUGCCGUCACGUAUAACUCCGAAGCAGCAAACACGGUUCAGAAUAAGAUUACGCCACUUGUCCUGGAGAAGUUCGAGGACCUGGCCCAUAGUUACGACGAGGAAUGGAAAGAGAAGAACGAAGCCGAGAUAGCGGCCAGACGUAUUCUUGCAAAUACCCAGAACGAGCUUUCCGUUGUGCGUGCGCAAAUCACGGAACUUGAUGGGCAAUUGGAAUCACCCGAGGCGGCAACCAAAGCGGUCGGCGAUGCUACUGUGCUACAGCACCAGCUGCUUGACAUAUUAGCUAACCAAAGCCAACUCCACGUUCAAGUCUCUGUUGAUAAAAGUCUAUCUAUGAUGAACGGUGACGCCAACGACGAUUCCUACGCGAAUAGGAUCAAGCUCGCCUACGAGUUAUCGGAACUCCUUGCAGAAGAGCGAAGUGCGGAGAAAGAAUAUGUCGAUGCUCUAGGUGCAUCGGGUACCGGGGAAAAGAUCGACAAGUACCGUCGACUUCUAAAGGAUUGUCUAGAUCAGCAAGCAGCCGAGAACUUGGAUUCCAAUUUGGACGACUUGAUCGAAAUGAUGGAAGAGGAGCGAAGUGAGGGCGCGCCAGUGAUGCAUGGUCAAGGAGAGCCUAUGAUGAUAGGUUAGCUUACGGCUGUAUGGUAUGUCCAUUGGAUGUCAUGAUACCCUUUCCCUAUACGUUGAAUGUAUCUUGCAUCGCCUCAUAAAUGCUUGGCGAAUAUCCAUCUUGGAUUCCUGUUCUGGCGGCACUGGCGUUAUGUGGCUGGCGUGCUGGCGUUACGGCAAAUCUUAGAAGCAAAGAGAUAUGUGACUCAUGCCUGACGAGA
Molecule: messenger RNA, 2449 nt
Organism: Annulohypoxylon maeteangense
Lineage: Eukaryota; Fungi; Ascomycota; Sordariomycetes; Xylariales; Hypoxylaceae
Product: ANK-repeat protein MBP1
Exons: 3
Coding region: 282-2249 (655 amino acids)
Cellular component (GO): SBF transcription complex; MBF transcription complex
Molecular function (GO): DNA binding; protein binding; transcription regulator activity
Source: RefSeq, a predicted model, not a curated record